AUGAAGUUCGCCUUCUCUUCCCUUGCAGUGUCCGCUCUGCUCUGCAUAGGGGCCGCAACAGCACACAACAUUCCACUCAAGGCGCAUUCGAGAGAGUGUUUCUUCGAGACCCUCCAUGUCGACGAUAAGAUGACUGUUGGUUUUCAGACGGGAGAUACCGAGUUUGGCGGAAGCGGGAAUCUUGACAUUAACUUCUGGAUUGAAGAUCCUGCCGGCCAGAAGAUUCACAGCAAGAACUCGAUUUCCUCCGACGAGUUCACGUUUACCGCCAAACGGGACGGGAAGUACGUCUACUGCUUUGGAAACGAGGCCUGGUCGUCGAACAGCAAGGAGGUGUCCUUUAAUGUGCAUGGAACCGUCUAUGUGCCUGCCAAUGAACACCCAUCUGACCCCCUGGAGCUUGAGGUGAUGAGACUCUCCGACGAGCUCGCUCAGGUCAAGGACGAGCAAUCAUACAUCAUUGUCCGUGAACGUACCCACCGUAACACUGCGGAGAGCACAAACUCGCGAGUGAAAUGGUGGAGUCUCUUCCAGCUUGCUGUCCUUAUUGCAAACGGUAUCUUCCAGGUCUGGUGGCUCAAGCGGUUCUUCGAGGUACUUUACAACCCUUCCCCCGUAUAUAUCUAG
Messenger RNA from Nannizzia gypsea CBS 118893, 627 nucleotides. RefSeq names its product lin-12 protein 9 suppressor/enhancer. Bases 1 to 627 code for a protein of 208 amino acids. Gene Ontology annotation, cellular component: endoplasmic reticulum-Golgi intermediate compartment; Golgi apparatus; endoplasmic reticulum. NCBI's taxonomy places the organism in Eukaryota, Fungi, Ascomycota, Eurotiomycetes, Onygenales, Arthrodermataceae. The record is from RefSeq and is a predicted model, not a curated record. The transcript is spliced from 3 exons. Gene Ontology annotation, biological process: protein retention in ER lumen; endoplasmic reticulum to Golgi vesicle-mediated transport; intracellular protein transport.